Trichoderma asperellum CBS 433.97 is the source of this 1010-nucleotide messenger RNA. RefSeq lists its product as uncharacterized. Gene Ontology annotation, cellular component: membrane. The record is from RefSeq and is a predicted model, not a curated record. Lineage: Eukaryota; Fungi; Ascomycota; Sordariomycetes; Hypocreales; Hypocreaceae.
CCAUUCGCGAAUCAAUAAAGGCAGCGUCUUUGUCCUUCCAGACGCAUUGAGCAGUCUUUGACCAUCCAUCGCCUCAUAGCAUCACCAUCACGUCUCCUCUUCUCAGCAGAUUCCCUUUAUAGAAAGCAGUCCGUCUGCCUCUUUGCGUCUCAGCCUUGUAUAACAAAGCACCAACAAAGGAAUCGUCAACAAUGGCGUUGGAUCGCAUCAUCAACAUUGUCCUCCGAGCGGCAGAGCUCGUCUUCGCUACCAUUGUCGCUGGAGUGACAGGCCAGCACCUUCACCAGUUCCGCCAUGCGUCCAACUGGUCCCAAGGCCGCUUCAUCUAUACCGAGGUGAUAGCGGCAUUGUCCAUGUUCUUUGCCUUGAUAUGGCUUAUUCCCUUCUCGUGGUCUUUUGUCCAUUGGCCAGUCGACAUCAUCCUCAGCCUUUGCUGGUGGGCAGCCUUUGGCCUCUUGGUCAAUAUGCUGGAUGGCUCCUGCGGCUACGUCUUCGACUGGAACAACGUUCACCCCAUCUCCGGAGAUCAAUGCGGCAAGUUCAAGGCCGAUAUUGCCUUCACAUUCCUGUCCGCUCUUCUUUGGCUCGUGUCUGCUCUGCUCGGAAUCUACUGGGUCACCAGCCAUGGACGUCGCGCUAGAGUCGAUGCAGCACAACGUCAGAGCCACCGCCGCUGGUACCGACGAAGCCACGUCUAAGUGCUAUCAACGAAUUAGCACUGCCAAUAGCCAUAGACGGCACACGAUCAUUCAUGAUACCCUCACUAGUACUCUUUCGUUUAGUGAUCUUCGCCUUAUUGUGGUGUGAGAAUGAGGUUGGAGUUGGAGCUUGAGAUGUUCAGGGGAAGUCAAAAAAACGGAAAAUUGGUUUUGCUCUUAAUGAUUUAUUCGGCCCUUCCCUAAUCUACCACUCCUGACGACUUUUAUAAUGACUAUACCCAGCUAAGCUAGCACUUAAUUACUUAUUACUGCUUCAUCUUUGUUAUUUACGAAAUAAAUCUACUGUUACCA